UGGAACGUGUAAAUAACUGGAUCAUAAUUAUUAUGCUAAAGCCUCUCUGAGAUCUGAACUUUAAUAUCAAGAUGGCAAAUCGAGGUCGAGGACGAGGCAAAGUGCUAAAUACUGUGAUGAGCUCUCAGAAACCAUCAAAAGCAGGUCAAUCUUCAGGGAAACAAGGAACUGCCAAAAUACCCAAAGAUAUUGAAGGAUUGGGCACAUAUUUCUUCUCCCUAAACGAGUCUAACUUCAAGCAGUAUGGAUCUGUGUUUGCAGAAAUGGCUAUAGGUUAUUCUUCAACCAAAGAAAAACUAGAAGAGGCAGUUGAUCUGGUAUAUGAUACCACUGUUUCAGACCGAGACAGUGCAAAUCUUGGAGCUAUGAUCUCUGAAGCGAUAAUAAACUAUGAAGCAAUGGGGACAUCUACGUCGCCAUCGAUCACUGUCGACUUCAGGAAAUGUCUCCUCGCUCAUUUUCAGACCGAUUUCCAGCAAAAGGACGUGCUACGAGGACAAUCUGUAGAGGCAUGGCUUGGUGUGUUUGCCUUUUUGUGCCACAUCUACAAAAGGAUUCAAAUCAACGCACAGCCCAUUGCUGUAAUAGGAAGAGCCAUUCUUUCCUCUGCUGAAAACACCCUUCAAAACGUGGACGUUGUUGAUGAUGAAAUAGAUUGCAUUUGUACACAUUUGAAACUUUGUGGUAACCUUCUUGAGUCCAAUCACCCCCAACCUUUUGAAUCGAUAUUCACUAACCUCAGAAGACUUAUCAUUAAACGGCAGACCAGCUGUAUGGUUCGAUGUGUGGUGCUUGAACUUAUUGAACUUAGGUACAUGAGCUGGAGUGAUCCAAAAAAAGUUCUUGACAAGUUUUAUGUUGAUGCUCUGGCUGAUGCUGUGGCUGAAGAUGAACUGGGAAAUACAAACUGACCAUUUUUGUUUCAUCGCACCGGGCAUUGAGUUUAUUUUCCAUCCAUUUUGUCAGGCUCUAUAGUUACCAUGUUUCGGGUUCAUUGAUGGCCCGUUUCUCACAUUUAA
Molecule: messenger RNA, 1019 nt
Organism: Halichondria panicea
Lineage: Eukaryota; Metazoa; Porifera; Demospongiae; Suberitida; Halichondriidae
Product: CBP80/20-dependent translation initiation factor-like
Exons: 1
Coding region: 72-911 (279 amino acids)
Biological process (GO): regulation of translational initiation
Cellular component (GO): cytosol
Molecular function (GO): RNA binding; translation activator activity; protein binding
Source: RefSeq, a predicted model, not a curated record